UAAAAGUCGAGGAAGAAAGGCUAAUUAUUUUGUCAUUUUAAGCUGUAAAGAUAUCAAUUGACUGGCUUUUUGAUAUUUGGUGAGUAGAAUAUGUUUGUAUGUGUCUGUUAAGCAUAUUUAUCGGCGUUUUUGUUGGUUGUAAAGACUAAAGUGAAUAUUUAUCUCGAAUAGCAAAUUUUAAUGGCUGGCCCACCCAGCUUCAGCAACCUCGCGCCGUUCGACGUUUAGCGUUUUUUCUACGUUAAAACUUACGUUUGAACAACUAUUUUCUUAGCUUUUGCACUUCAAGUAUUUCAUAGUAUGUUCUCACAGAAAUAGAUUAUAAAUUUACUCGCUAUUCGAUGAAAAUUUUCGCUCAAAGCAAUGUCCAACAACGAUGUCGCGCAAAUUUGUGUGGUGAAAUUGUUCAAUCGCGUGGUUAAUUUGAUGAAUUCUAGUUUUGAAUCUUGCUCAAAUUUAAGACAUUCUGCACAUUAUAGAAAUAUAAAAUAAGCUUUGCUCUUGUUGUUCUUUUAUAUUUUUAAGCUGAUAUUCCUUGCACGAGGGCCGGCUUUGAAUCAUGCUUUAAACUGCCUUCAAAAGGUUGUUCACAAAAUUCUUGGUUGGCGUUUGACUGGGCAUGCAUGCUUCAGUUAAAAUUUAACUGACAUGCCAUUGAAUUUGUGGGAUAUAUAACGUAAAUCUCUUAUGAAACCAACAACAUUUGUACUGCUCCUUUUCGUCAGGGACGCCGGAAAGGGGGGAGGCAGGGGGGACGCCGAAAGGAGGGCAGGGGGCGGCGAAGGUGCCCUUAGAGAUAAAAAUUCUAACCCAAAAAAUAUAUGGUACAACGAUUGAAAAGUAUGAAUUACGGGUGAAAUGUACGUAAUAUUGAAAUAUAUGUGAAAUUUUCUGGAAUAUUGUGUCAAAAAUUAUAUUUUCAAAUUUUUUUCCUUGUUUUGGUGAAUUAAGGUUCCGGAAAAAAAUUUCGGAAACAAAAUAUUAAUCAGUGAUUGCCCUUACGUCAACAUUCCCCCCCACCUGUGCCCUACCCUCGCUCUGGCGUCCCUGCUUUUCGUUCUAAAUUAUUAGUCAGAACGUUUUUCCAAUUCUGUAAAAGUUGCAAAUCAACAAAUUUGAAACGAAUUCUUCAUCUCAUGAUCAAAAUUUCAAAAUGCUUUAGCCUUUACUUGAGGCGAAGGUGCAUCGAUGUGGAAUGUAGGAUUUUGGACAUCUCAGUACUUAGUUAGGUAGCACUUACAUUACCAUCAAUUGUGUGUUUGAUUUAUUGAUUGUGAGCUUUUUAUAUCUAUAUUUCAGGUUUGGAAAUUAUCACCAACAAACUAUAAUGAAUGCCACGUCAUAUUCAAACAAUCUGUGAACCAAUCAAGUGUGAUCGAAGUCAAUCAAAGUCUUCCUAUUUCUGUCACAGCCAAUCAGAAUGACGCAAUUCCAUUCAUCCAAUAGGAGUGGAGUAUUUUGUAUCCACGUGAAAGGCAAAUUCAACAGUACUGCUUUAUCAUAUUCUCCAAACGUACACGCCCAAACAGUUUGUUCUGGUCUUUCAAGCGAAGUGGACUUGAUUGCGAAAGAACAUCGCCCAGCGGAUCAAUUUCAUUUACGUUGAAAGCAAAGUUAAAUUGCUUUCUUCGUGGCUUCUACGAAGCUAUCAUGUAUUGCGUUUAUCUUCAUGGUAUUUCUAUAUAUUCAAAGUUUUACAUUUAUUGACACGAAUAUUGAAUAGCCAGCUUGACCGCUUCGGUUUGAGCUGCGUUUACUCAUUUUAAUCGGUUUUAUGUUUUGCCGUAAAUUUUUUAUAUAUUCUCUUCAAAUAUUGCCUCUUAACACUCUGGUAUAAAGAAACUAAAUUUUUUUUGCGAAUUUUAGGUAGACUGAAUUCAUUCCGAAAAUCUCGUCCGAAACGCGGAAAGCACAUUUAUAAGUGGGGUAAGUUCUUGCUGUCUAGCUAGCUUGAAGUUAUUGAUUUGUUGUCGAUUUGUUACGAAGGAAAGGUUCGGUGCAUGAGUGUUUCUGAAUGUAUUCUGUGUAAUAUCGUCUGAUGUCUUGAAACGUUUGGCAAGAUAAGAGACGCAAGGCCAUUGGCGAUGUAUGCCUGAAUUGUUCCGAACUCGCUGUUAAGCUCGACGUUGCAUGAACUCGCAUAUAACCUUAGGUUUUGAAACAUAUUUGCUCUAGUUUUCGCUAAAUAAUUUGGUGACAUGCUUUUGCCACGAGUUUCCCUGUAAAAGGUCCUCGUUUAAGUUAUAUUUAUAUGAAUUUAUUUUGCGUACGCGAAAAUGAGUCUGUACGUGAUGGAAAGAUCGAACAUUUAAGCUAACAGAAAUGCUGAAUGAAAUCGGUACAUUUUAAUUAUUUGCAAUUUGUUAAGAAAAUUUAGAAUGUCAAGACUUAUAUCAAAUUCGUGUUAAAGUAUUCUCUUAUUUUAGCGAAAAGUAUUUUCCCCAUCAGCUAAAGUUCUGUAUUUCAAACAACUAGGCCCUGUACUUUGGUCCGGGGUAAUGCUGCAUAAUCUAAAAGCAUAAAAUGUGUUUCUUUUACGUUUGAGAUCUAUAUUGGAUAUCUUGCCCAAAAUUAGCAAAUAGCUAUAAAAAUGCGUUGUUGUAUACAUUUUCAGUAAGAAUCGGAUAAAAGAAGGAAGGAUUCUCAAAGGAUGGUUUAAAUAUACGACGGAUUACAAAAUGCUUUUCUACCAUGAUCAGUUGAACUAUUUGGCCCAUAAAAUGGCCGUCAGCACAAAUUUGAGCCUGCAAUGCCAUGGUGUGACACUAAUCCUUACAAUGCGCCCAUGCAGAUGCAUCCUAUAUUAUUAUUUUCUCUAGACCAAACAAUUUUACUCGUUAACGAGAGAGAGUCUCCAUAUUAAUGGUUAAAUCGCUUUUAAACUAAUCCGUCACCUAAUUUUCUUGCUAUACCCAUUUCAGGUUGGAAAUCUUCCAUCUACAAACCCAGUGCCAUGAAUGUUACGUCGCAUGAAAAUCUGUUAACCAAUCGAGCGUGACCGAUUCCAGGUUCCUAUUUCCAAUCGAGCGUGACCGAUUCGGGUUCCUAUUUCCGUCGCAACCAAUCAGAAUGAUGCAUUUCUAUACAUCUGAUGCAUGGAAAUGGGCAUUUCGUACCCAUGCACGUGGAAGCCAAAUUCAAUUUCAUUUAUCAAAUUCUCGAAAAGAGCACGCCCAAACAGUUUAUUCUGGUCUUUCAAACGAAGUGGACUUGAUUGCGAAAGCACACAUCGCCAACGGAUGAAUUUCAUCUACGUUGAAAGCAAUUCAGUCAAAUUGCUUUCUUCGUGGCUUCUACGAAGCUAUCAGGUAUUGCGUUUAUCUUCAUGUUAUUUCUAUAUAUUCGAAGUUUCGUAUUUAUUGACACUAAUAUUGAAUAUACCUAGCCAGCUUUACCGAACCGGUUUGAGCUGCUUUCACUAAUUUUAGUGAGGCUUGUGUUUGAGUUUGCCGUUCAUUUUUUCCUAUUCUCUUAAAAUAUUGUCUGUCAACACUCCUGAAUGGAAUAAACAUGUAAACUAACUAGUACUUUAUAAUAUUUUAGGUAGAUUCAAUUCAUUCCGAAAAUCACAUCCGAAAUGGAAAUUACAUUUAUACAAGCGGGGUAAGUUCGCAGACUUGAAGUGCUGUUGUUGUUUGUUUGUUUGUUUGUUCGGGAAUUGACCAUUAAAAAGUGAAGGGGGUAGGGCAGGGAGGUAACCGUCCCUGUAAUCUAUGCUUCUCUUGAGUUCGCUUGGUGCAUGUACAUGUUUUUUGUUUUGUGCUGUACCUUUUCUGCCACGUCCUGCCUGGAUUCGUUAUUUUCAAAAAAUUUUCUUGUAUGGAUUUUUAUUCUUUCCACACCAUUUCCCCCUUACUUUUCUAAUGUCCGUCUCUUAAGUUAUUUUAUUGUCGAAUUGUCACGCAAUUAAAAUUUUACUGAGUUUUCUUGAAAGUAUUCUUCAUAAUGCCGUUCUAUAUUCGUGAAAUUUUACCAGAAAAAACAUUAGAAUUAUUGGCAUGUAUGCAUUGUGCCGAACUUGCUCGAUCUUGACUGCAUGAAUCCAUGAACUCUCAUAUAGGCAUAAGAUUAAGGAUUUACUCGCUGAGUAAGGAUUUUGGUCCGUAUAUGAAUAGUCCCUAUUAGGUUAUAUUUUAAACUAAAUUCUUGCUAAAUCUAUUUCAGGCUAAAAAUCACCAAGAAACUCGAUGUUAUGUAAUCGGGUAUUAAUUGUUGUCUCAUUUCUGGAUUAUUCCACUCGUGUCGUAUUGGUGUUAAAUUGGUAGUGUGCCCUGAUAAAAUUGGUGACCCACAUCACUAAAGUGCGAGCGAAGACUGAAGUAGCAUUAAUGGAGUCGAAUGAUUUCGGACAGUUUCCCUUGCCCUCACUGACUGUGAGCGCAAAAUAUCUUAAAUGAAGAGUUGUAGUGCUGUGUUGAUUGAAAACAAGCGCCACCAUAUUGGAUAGUUAAGACAUGCCUGCGGAAUGGACCCUGACAGCAGACGCACCUCAGAUGGACACCAUAUGGUAAGAGGUAACACGGUUGAUAUAGCAUGACCUAGCUGACCAUGACAGUUGCUGCAUGACUGCUGAAAGAUUUGACAUUGGCCAAGGCAUAACGUGCUGCACAAGGCCGUUUCUGUGACAGAUGAAGAUCGUCGGUGCCUCACGUGCCAUAUGGGUUGAAGAAGACCAAGCAGGUAUGUUGAUAGAUAGAUAACUUUAGCUCAACUUGUAUCCAAGAGCUGGCUUCGGAUAUGCUAUUAGCUAGUGGACAGAAUAACAGGAACGCUUUUGCAGGGCGUAUAAAAACCUUUUAGAGAUCAAGCUAUUGUUGGAAUUUGAAUGCACAGCACCAUGCUGAACCCAUGGUUGCGUAAAAAAAAAUAGAAGCGAAUUUUAGGUGUAUGACGAAAUUAUUUAAAUUUUUAAUUUUUCCAACAUAUGAAUCAUGUGCUGAUUAAUUUAACGCCACGCGUAAAACAGUAAACUAGUGUUGCUCUAUGGUCAAUUGAACCAUUUUUAUUCGAACUGAUUAUGACUAAUUGGUAAUUUGAUUAUGUUUUAUACUCCUAUGCUCCUUCAGAUAAGAUACUUUAAAAUUUAAAUUCCCAGUAGCAAAAACUAUCUUGUGCUUUAAUUUAACAACAUUUAGAAUUGAAAUUCUAACGGUCUCGAUUUUUAUACAUCCUAUAGACUAGUAGUGGUCUCAAUUAUAUAUUUACGUGCAUGAUUACACAAAAUCGUAGUCCACUGUGCCUAGUGGACGUUUCAUAUUUGUGCGAUUUAGCUAUUGGUAAACAGACUUUCGAAGAGUUGGCAUGCAUGCAUGCAUGCAUGCAUGCAUGCAUGCAUAACUUCUUCUUUGAAAGUAAAGAGAUUUGUAUGGAAACUUGGCCUUGCAUGUGAUGUUUAGUAAUGUGAUAGUUUGAGUGCAAUUUGGAAAACAACAUAGACGAGUGUGUGUUUUCCAAUCUGAACCAAAAUCCAUAGCUUGCUUAAACAUCUUAUAAUGAAAAUGAAGGAAAAAUAUACUCUUCGAUGGCAUUGUUUUCACUGCAUGCUUGUCAAUCAACCUUGCCAGUCUACUGUAAGUGCUCCAUGUAUUAAAAUAUUUCAAAUUCACAUAAAAUUUCCAACGUACUGAAACUGUACAAACAGUCAGUCGUUGAAAAAAGGAAAGUUUACAUAGCCAGUUGCUAACGUGUGUAGCCUGAAUGCAGUCCCACAACAUCGCCAAACAAUGUUAGAAUUGCCAUGUGAUAGCCUGGAAUUGCCCGCAGGCGACAAUAUCCACCUCGAUGUUUGUUUUUCUUGUCUGACAGCAAUUUUGUUCUCCGAGCCUGCGAUCCUCGGAAAGGAACGCCAUUUCAACGGCCAAUCAGAUUCCUCCCUGAAACGGAUCAUCCAAGGACCUCGCGUUUCUUCCCGAGGAUCGCAGGUUCGGGGAACGAGAUUGGUCUGACAAGAAAAAUAAACACAGUCUCGUUUCCAGGCUCUCUUACAAAAUAACGGCACUGCUUUCGUAGCCCAUGAGAGUUGAGUAAUUUUCUAUCUAUAUUUUAAAUAUGAUUUGUCUUUGUUUUUUCAGUAAAUUUCUUGGUCGUUGGGAUUGUGGACCGCCCACGCAGAUUAAAACUUGAAUGGAUUGGCUAUUAAUACCUUCACAUAAUCUCAGCCGUGCAUUUGGAUUUGUGUCGUCCGCUUAAAAGUAUACGACGCAUGCAGACGUCCGCCGAAGAGGAACACAUCACAAGAAUAAUAUAUUAUAUAUGGAUUGAAUAUUACCUGCAGAUCAUUUCAGUGGAUUAUAUUGGAUUUAUGACAUUAUUUUGGAUUGGAUUUAUAUAUAUAUACCUGAAAUAUAAAGGAUUACGACGCAAAGGAUUACCGCGCAGAUCGUCGAUCACAAGAAAGAAGACAUCGUAAGGUUUGCGAAUUUGCACACACUAAAAUAUUCGGUACAACAAUUUUGUUUCGGCCUUGUGUGUAAAUAUUACUUGAUGUUAUAAUGCAUGUGUCUUAAAGUUUGACUAACUGAUGAGUUCAUGACCUUCGGACAUAAAUAUUAGGUUAGCGACAAUUCGGGCAUAUGAAUUACGUACUUGGAUCAUACAUCGGACUUUCUAUCAUAUAGUGAAUACGUAAUAAAUUCGCGGCUUAAAAUUUCGGUGAUGGGGGUAUGCCCUGCGGACAUACACAAUGGGCUAUAGGAGCAAUUAUAAGACAUAUAUGAGUUGCUUGUUUAUAUAGAUCCGUGCAUAUCGGACGUUCUAUCAUAUCGACUGACAUAGCUAUAAAUAUAUAAUGCAUAAGGAGGUUUAAAUUUGCAAUUAAGGGGGACGCCCUGCGGAUAUAGGUAUAAUGAAAAGUAGGACAAAUAAAUUGCGCGUGUUCAGUUAGACAAUAGUGGACAUAUAAUUAAGAUACUGAAAGUCUAUCCAUGCAUGUAUAGGAUAAUGCGCUAUUAAUGAAUUUAAAUUUGGGUCUAUGUAUAUAGUCGGAGGGGAAUCCCCUGCGGAAAAUUUAAAUGUAUAGUAUAUAUAAAAAGGACUAAAUUUAAGCUGAAGAAAUCAAAAUGGGGGGUUGCCCGAAGAAGAAUUGUAUUUUUAAAUAUUUACAUAAUUUAUUAGUUAUAUUUAGACAUAUAAUUAUAAAUAUAUCAUGUAUUUCACAUGUGUAGAGCACAUAUGACAUGUCAAUCAUAUCAUACAGUUGUCGAAUUUUCCUUUCAUAUAGAGGACUAGUUUUACAUAAAUUUAGCUCGAAAAGAGCACAUCCCUGCAACAUUUCCAAAAUUGGCACCAUAUUUGUCAAUUUUUCUUUUUAAUAAAUUAAAAAUUGCACGAGUACAAAAGAAGCACAUGGAAAUAACAUUUAAAUAUUGGCAUCAUAUUUGUCAAUUUUCCUUUUUCAGUAAUAAAUUCAAAACUGCACGAGUACAAAAAAAGCACAUGAAAAUAACAUUCGAAAAUUGGCAUCAUAUUUGUCAAUUUUUCUUUUUCAGUAAUAAAUUCUAAACUGCACGAGUACAAAAAAAGCACAUGGAAAUAACAUUUAAAAAUUGGCAUCAUAUUUGUCAAUUUUCCUUUUUCAGUAAUAAAUUCAAAACUGCACGAGUACAAAGAAAGCACAUGAAAAUAACAUUCGAAAAUUGGCAUCAUAUUUGUCAAUUUUUCUUUUCAAACAAUUCAAAAUUGCACGAGUACAAAAAAAGCACACGAAAAUAACAUUUCAAAAAUUGGCACCAUAUUUGUCAAUUUUUCUUUUUAAUAAAUUAAAAAUUGCACGAGUACAAAAGAAGCACAUGGAAAUAACAUUUAAAUAUUGGCAUCAUAUUUGUCAAUUUUCCUUUUUCAGUAAUAAAUUCAAAACUGCACGAGUACAAAAAAAGCACAUGAAAAUAACAUUCGAAAAUUGGCAUCAUAUUUGUCAAUUUUUCUUUUUCAGUAAUAAAUUCUAAACUGCACGAGUACAAAAAAAGCACAUGGAAAUAACAUUUAAAAAUUGGCAUCAUAUUUGUCAAUUUUCCUUUUUCAGUAAUAAAUUCAAAACUGCACGAGUACAAAGAAAGCACAUGAAAAUAACAUUCGAAAAUUGGCAUCAUAUUUGUCAAUUUUUCUUUUCAAACAAUUCAAAAUUGCACGAGUACAAAAAAAGCAC
Molecule: messenger RNA, 8143 nt
Organism: Paramuricea clavata
Lineage: Eukaryota; Metazoa; Cnidaria; Anthozoa; Malacalcyonacea; Plexauridae
Source: the annotation of a GenBank genome assembly